Molecule: messenger RNA, 17760 nt
Organism: Epinephelus fuscoguttatus (brown-marbled grouper)
Lineage: Eukaryota; Metazoa; Chordata; Actinopteri; Perciformes; Serranidae
Gene: igsf9a
Product: immunoglobulin superfamily, member 9a
Exons: 21
Coding region: 264-5153 (1629 amino acids)
Biological process (GO): cell-cell adhesion
Molecular function (GO): protein binding
Source: RefSeq, a predicted model, not a curated record
GGGUCGAUGCUUCACUGUCACCUGGACGUGAAAUGAACACCUGUUGCCUGCGGGUUUAAAAAAAAGAGACUUGCUCACAUUUCAGGUCGUUUGCAACGCCACAAAAGAUCAAGGCCCGCUUUUAGUUUGCCAGACAGUGACACAGCCACAGGUUGGACUGAGAGGAACAUGCCAAGGAUGUGUUUUUAAAGGGAAAUAUCACCGCAGCACGCCACUAACCGAGCUACAGAUUGAACAUGCUGCAGGUUGUAUGAGUGACAGAUAUGGGGUCAGCGGGAUCAUAUUUGCAGACUUUCACUGUGCUGGCACUUUUUUGCCUGUUUUUGACCGCUGAAGGUGCGAGGCCGGAGGUACGUGGAAAGGUCGGAGGCGUGGUGGAGUUGGAGUGUAGUUUUCCUCUGUCAGAGCCACCUGCUGCGUCCUCGGCAUCCCUGCGUGUGGUGGAGUGGGUUCGACAGGGACUCGACAUCCCCGUCCUGAUCAAAUUUGGAUCCUACGCACCUCGCCUCCAUCCACAAUAUGAAGGGCGGGUGUCUCUGGUACGAGUCACUGACCUGAGGCUGGAGGACCUGCAGCUGGGUGACCAGGGCUUGUAUGAGUGUCGAAUCCUUUUACUGGAUGAGCCCACGGAUGAGCUGCAAAAUGGCACCUGGACUGUGCUGUCUGUAACCGCCCCUCCCAUGUUCACCGAAGCCCCGCCCCCUGUGAUUGAGGCUCUCGUUGGAAGUUACAUCUCUCUUGCCUGUGCUGCCAAUGGCAAUCCCACUCCGACCAUCACCUGGUUAAAAGAUGGCAGCGUGAUUCCAAGAAGAAAUUAUCAGGAAGGAGCCUUAUCUCUGCGAGCAGCGAGCAUGCAGUCAGCAGGACAGUACACCUGCCACGCCUCCAACUCUGAGGGAAACGUGACUCGCGUGACGAGAGUGAAGAUCAAAGGUCCGCCUGUCAUCAUCAUCCCUCCCAAAAGCACCUCUCUCAACAAGUCCCAGAAUGCACUCCUCCAGUGUCAGGCGGUGGCCGACCCCCCGAACAUGACCUAUGUGUGGCAGAAAGAUGGCGAGAACGUCCAUCACAUCGAGUCUCUGAAGUCGCGAGUGAAGAUCAUGGUUGAUGGAACUCUGCUCGUCUCCAGUCUCAUCCCUGAGGAUUCUGGGAACUACACCUGCAUGCCCACCAAUGGCCUGCUGACCCCGCCCACAGCCUCCGCCAACCUCACAGUGAUGCACCCAGCCCUGGCUCUUCCAAUGCCCCCAGAAACGUACCUUCCCACAGGUAUGGAGGGCGUGGUCACCUGCCCUGCGGCUGCUCAGCCUCCGCUGCUCCGUGUGGACUGGACAAAAGAUGGAGAACCACUCGACCUGUCCUUGUAUCCAGGUUGGACCUUGACACCAGUGGGCUCGUUGUUCAUGACCACAGUCAAUGAUGAUACAGCAGGCGUUUACACGUGUACGCCAUACAACAGCUACGGCAGCAUGGGUUCAUCUGAGGCAACGAAUGUAAUUCUACAGGACCCCCCAUCAUUCAGCGUCACUCCAGAGGAGCAGUACAAACAGGAAGCCGGUAGAACACUGCUCAUCCCUUGUCAAGGAAACAAGGACCCUACAAUUAAAGUGACCUGGAGCAAGGUUGACUUGGUUCGUCGCACAUCUUACACCAUAGAACGCAACGGUUCUCUGCUACUGCAGCCUCUCACUAAGGACCACCAGGGGGCGUGGGAGUGCACCAUUACUAAUCGCGUAGCCUCAGUGAAAGCCAGCACACAAGUCUUUGUCCUGGGAACCAGUCCCCAUGCGGCUACCGCGCUGUCCGUCUCUCCAGGGGUGAAGCAGGCCAACAUUUCCUGGGAGGCAGGCUUUGAUGGAGGAUCAGCACAGACAUUUUCAGUUUGGGUGAAGAAGAUUUCAGCGAGUGAUAAUGAUGGGAAGCAGGACUGGUUCUCUGUGCCUGUGCCCCCCUCCUCUGGCAGCAGGAUGCAGGUGACAGGCCUGUCUGCUGCCACUGACUACCAGUUUAGCAUCCUGUCUCACAAUAAAGUGGGCACAGGACCCUUCAGCGAGAUUGCAACCACUCGGACAUUGGAUCCUCCACUGAGGAGAAGUAAACCCAAGCCCCCUGCCUUGCUGUCCGCUCAUCAGGGCUCAGCAGGUGUGGUACUGCGAUGGUCCCUUCCUGAAGCCCAGCACCCUCCCAUCACAGGCUUUGUUCUCCAAUCCCGCUCCGAGCAAGGGGAGUGGUUUCAUUUGGACGAGGACAUCAGUGCCAACAGUAGCGAGAUAGUCGUUCCGGGUCUGCACAAGGACUGUGUGUACGAGCUGCGGCUGCUAUCUCGUCGCGGGGAGUUGCUGAGCGAGCCCAGUCCAUCAGUCAAUGUCUCCACCAUGGGGAUGGAGAUCUACCCGGCCACAUCCCGACUCCUGGAGUACGUCCCGGAGCCAUUACUGGCCGGCGUGCUGGGCGGGGUUGGCUUCAUGUGCUUGGCACUGGUCUUGCUGCUGGGGUCCGCCUGUAUCAUCAACCACAAGAGGGACCGGCGUCGCAGACAGAAGAAGGAUGAUUCCCCCUCUGCCAUCUAUAAAUGCUCCCCAUCAAUAAAGACUUCAGGCACUGGCAGUCCAGACAGUGUGUUGAAGAGAAGCCUACUUCCAGCCAGCAUCCUCUAUCCCACCACUUCCUCUACCACCACCUCCUCCUCAUCGCAGACAGACUGUUCCUCCUUUAGUGCUGAGAAUCAUCAUCGGCGGAAGCAGCUCCUCUCCAAUUACAGCAGAGGCCGCCUCACUAGGACAACUUCUUCUCCCAUUUCUCCUCCAAUUGAGUUGAUCUCUAGAGGCCCAGAUGGGCGCUUUGCACUCCCACCAUAUGACAGUGACUCGCUGAGUGUUCACAGCAAGAAAAGCGGAAGGUAUGACCAAGCUAGAGUGCGGAGGUCUGUGUCGCUGCACUCGGAGAGGGGAGACAGAACGCAGCCGCCGUUCGUGCUCUCUGUCGAUCUCCCACCUUGCAAACCAGUAGAGGCUAAUUCCACAAACCAAAUUUGUGACCUGCCCCAUCUCCGCCCUUAUAUCUUGGAUCAGAAGUCAAGCUACGAUGGCUUUCCUGACUUCAGCAGCCUGUGCUCGAACACUAGUUUGGCCACCACUCCUCAUCAAGACAGAGGAAUAACUCCCACAUUUCCAGUGCUCCCACAUAUCCGAUCCAGCCUUGGUCAGCCAUCUACAACCGCCAGCACCCUGGUGCUCCAAAUGGAGCAUGAGCGGGAGGCGGGAAACCUAAGUCACUGUCUGAGGCUGGCUCAGGAGAGGGAGGAGCUGGAGAGGGAGCUCCGGAGGUACACGCUGGAAAGAGGCUCCAUGAGAGAAAUAAAACAUGGGCAUUCAGACUUAGUGAAGAGAGACGCUGGUGCUAAUGAGCUUAUGUGGGAAUAUAAGAGCAGCACCUUACCCCAUAGAUACCCCCAGGGCGGCAAUGAGGGCUUUGGUCUUCCACAGACACAGUUCCCUUCAUCCUCUGAGCACUGGGAUGCCCGUCCUCUUGUCUCUCCUCUCACUCUGAUCUCAGCCCCGACCCUUACUAGAGCAUCUUCACACACAAGUCCUUCUUAUCUUAACUUCGGCAACCAUCAUCCUGCUCCAUCCCUCACCAAACAGACCCCCCUCCUAUCUGAGGAGGCAGGCAGUUUUUCCAAAGGCAGAUUAACUCUCCCACAUCUCUCCUCAAAGCACCAGAGACAUGAAAGGGUAGAGGCAGCACCAGAGGGCUAUGAUAAUUCACCACAAUCCACAGUCUUAGAAAUGCAAACGAAUGAUUCAUGCUCUGAGGCACGGAGACAGAACAAUCUUAGUCAUGGCGGCCUGACAACGUUGUCUUUCCAUAGCAGUAAAUAUACUGAAAGAUCUAAUUCGGCUCUCGACUCGGUGCCAGACUCUUCAAAAGCGGAGGUUGCGUUCCCCGAGCCCACUGCUGAAGACGUGUGUGUGGAGAUGAGUGUGGAUGAGCCAGAGUUGGAGGUGUGUGUGAUGCGGCCUACAAAGCCCAUGCUGCACCACAGAAUCGCCUCCCAUGUGCAACGAGGGCACUCGCUGACUCGCAGAGGUCAGCAUGAAGACGUGAGUAGGAGCGCAAGCCUUAACUGCCGCAGUCCUGCCUCUGUGGAUGAUAUUAUAACAGUUCAAGCUUCUCUGCGAAGUCCAGAACCAGAACUCCAGAGAGCUGUGACUCAAAGGUCUAGACUCUGGGACUCUAAGCAGCGAAGUCGGAGUCUUGACUCACGGAGACGCAAAGAGAGCAGCUUCCUGACUCCUGAUGCGUGGAUAGACUCUCUCAGUCAAGAGAACUGCUCUGAUGCGUCCUCAUGUCGCCCAGACACUCUGUUUUGGGAACCCCAGAGCUCUCCCACUAGGAAGAUCUCCAAAUCUCCUGCAAAUUCUCCUUCUGCUACCCAAGCUGCCUCCCGGUCACCUCCUGCUGUGGAUGCUUUAUCUCUGAGGAGCAGAGCAGAGAGGCCUGUACCAAAUGCUGACAUGUCUUGCCACUACGAGCCAACAAGAGAAGCGUCAGUCUUUCCCAGAGCUGCCAAAUGGCCAAUCGACUACAGGGAGGCUGUAAAAGAAGCAGAGGGUGCCUUGGAGGCCAUGAAGGAAGCUUCCAGAUGCGUACCACCCAACGAUAAUUACCAAGAGGCAUUAGAGGUGGAGGCGGGGGGCUACGAGGGAGUGCCAGAGUUUGGGAGCAGCUACAGCAGUUAUGCCAGCAGCGGGCGAGGCAGCAUGGAGCCUGCUAACGGACGCCUGUCGCUGUGUCACCUCUCCCCAACCUUCACCGGCUCACCUGAAACUGUAGAGGAGAGCCAGGGGAGCAGAGAGGACAAGCUCAGUCACAUGAUGGAAGCAAGCCAAAGGAUGCUUUGUGACCUCUCCAGGAGAAAGGCCUCAGUUGAUGAGAAUUAUGAGUGGGAUGCUGCUGAUUUCUGCUCACAGCCUGGAGACCAUGCUGGUCUGCUUCCUCCGUCGAAUCUACUGAAGUCUGCGCCGUGCUGUAGUCUUCCCACAAUGCAGUGCUCCACUAAGGCACAGAAAAAUUGCCCUCAGCUCUCUCUGCUCCUGGGGCAUCAAAGCAGCUGCUCUGCUGAGCCAGAACCAGACACCGUGCUGUUCUGACAGCACCAGCCUUCGGCUCAUCUCACCUGGUGUGUCCUUUCACUUAUUGACUCACAUCACAAGGUGGCAAAAAGUGCAUGUGGCAGAAAGUGAGCCUUUGUCUGAUCGAUCUUAUUCCCUUUUACUGACAAAAAAAAAAACGUCCUUUAAGUACAGAAUCGCUUUUAGGGAGGUAUUCUGCCUGGACUGUUUGUUCAGCUUCACUUGGAAAAUAAUGGUUUUCAACAAUCCAGGUCUCAGUGAAAAUAAUAAAGACACAAAAUCACCUUUACCCUUAUGCAGAGCUUUAAAAGUUUGUUUUGCUUUGUGACCCAUCGCCAUCACGCUCUUGGCAUUUUCUUUUGAGAAAGUCUGCCAAUCUGCCGAUAUCAAAGCUUUUCACUGUGCUGAUGGAUUCACCACGUUCUCUGUGUGUGGUUUGAUAUGCAUUCAUCAUCCAGGGAUGACUCAGUGGCUACACAAGGGACAAAACGAUCUCAGUCAUCAUCAAGUGACUGGUUUAGGCUGGGGAUGAUUAAGUUUUUAGAUAUCAUCCAUCACCUUUGAGUUUAAUAAGAGGUGUUUAUGAAAUGCCAAUAAGUAAGGAAGAUAAAUAGAAUUUGAAAUGCUUUUCUGCUGCACUGUUACUGUUCUGCUUUAGUGUAACACUGUUUCUAAAAGUUUAAUUUCCCAACAGAGAUCAUUAUCAGCUUUUAUACCCGUAAAAUACUGUGAAUUUUUGGAAUCUAAAAACCUACGCAGUGUGGAUAAAAGCCUUACUUUCCUCUCCAGGCCGUCUCCUUGUUCAGCAAAGCAAGACCUCUAAUUAAGCUUGAUAAUUGAAGAGGGUCAAGACAACUUGUAGGGUUUGUCCUUGUUUAUUUUUUUACAGACAUAAAGGCAGUUCAGCUUUUACUUUUUUUUUUCCCUUUUGACUUUAAUUUAGCAAGGAUCAAUUCACUGAGUGAUGACUGUUUUUUCCUCACAGCAGCACCUGCUUUUUACUCACUCAGUUGUUCACAUUGACACUUGGGAGCUGACAGAGGCACUGAUAAGUGGCACCAGUUGAGUGGUUAAAUGCUUUGUUUGAGGGCGCAUCAACAGCAGGUACUGAGCACAUCCUCGCAGCGCUGAGCAACAAUUCAGCAUUAUUGCUUAUCGACUUACAAAGGAAUUUUGUAGUGAUGCUGUCAGUGCACAAAAUGCUGUUGUCCAAAUUAAGAGUUACAAUCAAAUCAAAAAUUAACAAAACAAUCUUUUGUUAUUUGAGUGGUCAGUCACAUGAGUAUUUCAUAACAACAAAGUUUUAUUCAUUCAUUCAUUCAUUUUCUAUAAUCGGCAUCACGAGACCAUUUCACAAAUGUUUCUGGAACUUUUCUGUUCACUUUUCGACGUCAAAAGGGCGUUGUCACCCGCUGCAGAUGGAAAUGCCUCUGGGCGCAAUUCAAUAGACCUACAACCAAUCAAAGCAACAAAACAUGACAUAGUGCUGAGCGUCAGACAAAUGCAAACAGACUACAGCAUGCAGGGGUGAUCGGUAACGUAGCAAAGAACUUGUAUGUGUGAACGUGCUCACCUGGUGGAGCGGGCAUCCCAUGUGCAGGGGCUGUGUCCUUGCAGUAGUGGCUGCGGGUUCAGUUCUGGCCCGAGGCCCUUUGCUGCAUGUCAUCCCCCUCUCUCUUCCCCCUUCACACCAUAGCUGUCCCAUCAAGUAAAGGCCAAAGCCCAAAGAAAUAUCUUUAAAAAAAAGAAUAUGAAAUUAGAACUUCAACCGAAUGCUCCACAGCAGCUGCAGCCAUCUUGGUUGUUUUCAAAAUGCCUCAAGGGCAUUCCUGUUAACUAGGCUAGGUUUGUGCUUGCCAUCAGUCUCCACAAGGGUAUGCAUGCCAAAUAUGACGCCAUCACAUAUUUUAUGUAAUGCACCAAGGCUCUGCAAAUUGUCAGCCAUUGUAUCUCACCCACCCCAUAUUAGAUAGAUAGUUGUGAUUGGCCUGGCAUAGUCUCGCCACCAGACAAUCUCCGCCUUCUGACAGUCUGGGGACACUCCUUUCUAAGGUGUGUUUAACACACCGGCGAAAACGGCCGGCAACAAAGCAACGGCUCUUGCAUUUUUUAAAAGGACACACCCUCCCGGAAAUGUGCGCUCCCCCUUUUCUCGUCUGCAAGGAAACAAACACACAGAGAGCUUGAAAAUGGAUGCUGAGACAUUUAACUCCGUUUUAUCAAACAUGUGCUCAGUCCACAAGAUUGUGGAAAUGAAGGACUUACACCACGACUUGAGCCAUUUUGUACCGCUGCCCGUGUUUCUAGUCGGACUAUGUUUACGAGCACAAGAGCUCAGCGAGCCACCGAAGGACCGCCCUGCGGACUUACUAUUGGUUCUGCAACGUAGGGAGUUUUUUUAAACUCUGAAAUUGUAUCCGCCCAUCUAAACACAAAAUCAGGGAGAAAGUCAUCAGUCUUUAGUUAAGCAAAGAGUCUAAAGACUGACUUGUGAGUCUAGGCCUGGCUCGUCUCAAACCGGUGGAAAUCUGCCUUAACCAGAGGGGGGGCAAAAGCAAAUAAACCAUGAGCUUGCACGUUUGUUGGCUUCCCUGGCUAGAUUAAUAUCGAAGUGCCUGAAUACAGUUUUGCCAACUAUUUUCAAUGUAAACUAGCAAAAGAGUGCUUGAAAAGUCCCUAGACAUUGGUAGAUGGUGGUCAUGUACUAAUUUGCAUAUUCGCGACCUCAUUAUGUAAGUUUUUAAAUAUUUACGCGAUGUAAAAAGAAGAAGUAAAAUAAGAAGUCAAGCUCAACUUAACUCACUCUAACUAGCCUUAUCAUUGGCUAAUAGUUUUCAAGUUGCUAUCAUCUCAUCAUCAUUAGGGCUGCAAUGAUUAGUCAACUAAUCGAUGACUAAUCAACUAUUAAAAUAAUCGGUGACUAUUUUAGUAGUCGACAUAUCGGUUUGAGUCAUUUUUCAUAGAAAUGUACUACAAAAGUGUCCCAAAAUACUCUUAUUGCAGCUUCUUAUGUUCAAAUAUUGGCAGCUUUACACACUCUUCCAUGACGGUGAACUAAAACCCUUUGGCGUGAGAGAGACAAAGGGGCAACUAGGGGCUGAGAGAAUUGAUGCGCUGCGUACAGCUCUACAAUGAAAUAAGAUUUUUCUUGUUUUAUAUACUGUAAAACUUCAAUUAAUAGCCCGAGGUCGUUAUUAUUUGCUUACAUCGCUAUAAUCAACAGCUUAAUAAAAUAAAAUAUUGCUCAGCAAGGAUUGUGAAAUACAAUCAAGUUGUUUAUUUAAACGAGUAUGAAUAUUACUUGUUCAAAAAUUAGGCUUCAGAUAGUAUAUCAAUUAUGAAUCAUUCAUUUGAUCUAGCUCCAACAGACAGCGCAUCAGACAGCUAGUGAGUUACAACACUUGAGGAUUACAGCAUCUAACAUACUGACACAACACCACUUUAUCCUGUUAAAACAAUACUCACAACUUGGAUUAAUCUUUUGAUCUGAGGACCCUUAUGGACUAAAGGAACGUUAAUAAAUUCCAGGAUAAUCGAGGAAUGAACAUUGGACACAACCUGGUUUUAUACAUCUGAAGAGCUUAUAUUAAAAAACUGAACUGUUUGGCAACCAGACCAGGCAUCUGAUUGAGACAGGUGUUUAAUGGUCAAAAUGUGUAGCGACACAUGGCUAGUAGAAGGGACUGGGUGUUUAAUUGGGACUAGACUUUUAAUUGAAGUUAAAAAAGUGGCAACAUGUAGCGGCCGUUGUUGAUAUUGUGGCAGGCGGUCACAAAUAAAUCGAUGUAUGAGACAAAAUCACCUGUCGCUGUCGACAAAAGAGUCAUCGACAGAAGAUGACUCAUGGACUUUCACGGGGCAGCUCUGGUAUGUAGGUUGUUGUGUAGACUGUGGAAUCAGACACUAGAAUAAAGUCACUAAUGUGCAUGCUGAAGGCUGACAGAACACGAAACCUAAACAGUCAAGUUAAAACAUAUUAGAUAAAAGGAGAAGGUGUGCAGAUCAGUGAUUGGUUGUUUGGUACACACAUUCACAUCUCAUUCACGUGUCUGUCUGGCAGAUGAUUGGUUGACUGAACGUGCUGCUGCUCUCCCCUGCUCGCUGAACACAGUCUGUCCACAUGAGAGAACAUUCACUGAGAAAUAUUGACUCUCUUUGUGGGAAGGGAGCACAAAUUAAUUUUGCAUAGCCACUUACUGGUGCGACUGGGCACUCGCAUGUGCAAAGAGUUUCAUCUGUUUUAAGUCCAAACAGUGGAGCACAGUCCAUUACAUCCAACGUCAGAUCUUUUAUGUGGCAUAUCCUGAAAAUUGGACACCACUGAUCUCGCUCAGCCUCGCUUACCAUUGUAAAUUAAGAUUGUUCCUGUUAGCUCUGGGGGCUCAAACCAGCGACGUUCCUGGCACUAACCUGCCACCUCUGAUCCUAACCCUGCUGAGAGCAACAUGCUUAUGCCACACGCUCUCUUUUCUUCAUGAACAAUGGAGGGAAAUUGGGUUUCGCUUGCUGCACUAGCUCUAGGCCUUCACAUUAGUCAACCAAAUAAUUAACUCAGAGCUCCACAGUGUACCAGAACAUGGUGGUGUAUCCAUCCUAUAAUUGAAAUUCACUCAUAGAGGCUACAUUUACUGCAAAUCAAUGUUUCACUUCUGUAGAACAUUUCCUUUUCCUGGUGUACACAUAAUGUACCUCAAACCCUCCGUGCUGCUCUGGGGAUUUGUAGUCAGCACUACUUUUUUUGCCUACGUUUUUGAAAUUGAAUCUAAAUAUUGUGUUUCCAGUGCAGCAAACAAGGAAAAGUAUGUUAAAAUAUUUUUAAAUAUACUGGAUUAAAGAGCUUUAAAGACAUGAUUCUGCCAUUCAGUGCUAAAAUCUGAGGGAACGGCUAUAAACGUUCCAGCUGGAAAUGUACCUAUUAUUUGGAUAAACCGUUCUUUAUAAUACAACAUCACAAAGGAAACCUGUCCACAAAGAGUCGUGGACAACAGCGAGGGCUCAUAAACCUGAUUGUUAUAUUGCUACCUUUUUCAGUUAUUGUGUGUACUUAGGAGGAUUAGCUUUAAAGCAAGCAGUCUUUUAUUAUGGCCAUUAAGCAGCGAAUGAAUUAUUUGCAAAUGCCAGGAAGUGACUCUCGAAGCUAGAAACCAAUCAAGGUCUUAUGAAAAGAAAUGUCAUACACAAAUUGAAAAGUGUAACCAUACGCUGCUCGUGUUAGCUUGGUAAGGUCUAAAACAACAAUUAGUGAGUAACGCGAGUCUUCAUGCAAGUGAAUGUCAGCAAAAUGUUAAAGUUUCCCAGACUGGCUUAUCUGUAUUUAAAUCAGUCGGUGGUGAUAGCACACUAGACGGCAAGUUUUUGUUUCUAGAAAAAAAUGACACACUUACAAUGUCUUUUUUUUUUAAAUCUACCACUUCUACCAAUUUUCACUGGAAAAAUACCCAGAUUUAUUUUGACUGCAGCAGACCAGUUUGAACUGAUUCUACCCUCCCAGAACAAUCAGAAGUUGUCUUUUCCGUUGCAAGACAAGGGUGUUAGCUGGAGUGAAAUGCAAAUAAGCUGCUGAGUGUGAGUCCUUUUAUGUGAUUAAAAAAACUCCAACUGUUAAAGAUCAGAAAGUUUGAGCUGCAAAUGGUAUUGUAAUAUUCCAAGUCUCACCUGCUUUUUUUUGUAUUAUUACUUUUUUAAAUUGGAUUUGCACACAUUAAAAAAAUAAUACAUUGAUAAUCUCAGAUGUUUUCAAAGCCUCUGAAAACUUAAAAUCUGUUGUAUUUCCCAAUACCUUGAAAUAUUCAUGACUAAAAAAGAAACCUCUAAGACUGACCUUGACUAAAACAACCCAUCGAGUGUCAUCAGAUUCUGUUUCAAAUGCUACUUAAUCCUGAUUUGUGUGCAGAAGUAGUUUUCCAUCCCAGCCAAGACCAUUUCAAACCAGUGAGGAAAGCACACAGGGGAUAGAAAGGAAAACAGAGUUCUCUCAUGUGAAAUAACCAAAACUUUUGUAACUUGGACAGCAAAUGGUGUGUUCGUGUGAGGUCCCAUUGCUCCCAGUAGGAAGCUGUUAAACGUUCACACACUCAUGUUGGUAUACAAUGUUAAUACAAGUGAUUAUCCAGCAGAUUAUGCAUGAAGACAGCUUUUUCCAUGACAAAGUAGAGCUCCUUUCCCACUGGACAGAAAACCCACAACAGCCACUAACAUCUGGCUUUUGUAUUGAAUGGGAAGGGUUACAAUUGGCAUUCACACCCGGCUCAAAUGACUCCGCACUUGUCACUUGUAGUUAUCGACUCCAUCUUUGAUCAGCAGUGAUGGAAAUAUAACACAUACUGAUUUUAGCUGGUAAGAUUUAAAGGCGGGCUUCCCCAAAAUACCAUCUACCAUCAUAAGCCCAAGCAGUGCUCAAACAUUGAUCCAAAUUUAGUCAGCAACAACCCGUCUCACUCUUAAGUCGUCAAAAUUCAGUGCUUUGGCAGUGACUUGUGGCGUUAGACACAGAUGAAAAAGCCAGACUUUGACGUUGGCAUGAUUCGUGGCUGGUUGCCGUUAUAGUUUGACAGUGCCUGGUGGCGUCAGGGGGAAACGUGACGGGACAAGAAUGAAAGUUUUGGCAGCGCAAGUCCGACUGGGCUGAGCAGGAUGGGUCCAACAAAUACCAGCUUUCACCAGGGAGAGCGUUGUUCGCAUCCCGUAAGAUUCUAAAGCCAAACCCUGUUCUUUUUUCCUAAACCCAACCAUGUGCGUAUGUUGCUGAAGGAAAAAAUCAUCAGUUUUCGGUGUUGUAUUUUGAAAGAGACUGUAUGUAAAUGGUAAAUUUCCAGUGAAAACAGAAGUAUAUUUUGAAAGAAAACAAUGCAUGGCAGGCAGAACUUGACACGGUGUCCCAGAACAUCAACAACCAACACACAGGGUACCUUGCACGUCGUGUCUGGAUGCUGAAAGUCUAUGACCAAACGUCGAUAUGUGACGAGGUUGGAGUGAGAAUGUGUUGUCAGCAAUGAGUUUGAGAGAGAGAGACUUACAACGAAGAAGUAACCACGAAUCCUUUUCACAGGCCUCCAUGCUGCUUGACUAUUGACUGACCUGUUUUCCAGCCUGUUUGGGACAUUGGGCAUGAAACACCAGUAAAAAAAGAAAACAAAAAGACACACACAGCUCUAGUGUACUGGCAACAGGGAAAGGAUUCUAGGCUAAUUUUGGUGGAAUCUGAAGUCUAUGGUAUAUGAUGACUUUCUCAAAUUCCAGCAGUUUCCCUUUGUAUUAAAAUAAUGAGGUUAUUGUAUAGUUUUUAGUGAUUAUGUUGCAUUACAUCACGGUAUUCAUGUACAUAGAUGGGAAUUAGGGUUGGGGGAUACGGCCCGUGUGAUGGUGAAGGCAUAACUCACCCAUGUCUGCCUGUCUCUGGUUUGGGUUAUCCUUAUAUUCUUACCCUAACCCUAAUCAGUCUUUCUAAACAUGCCCAGUCCAACCAAGGAAUAGGGCUGGAUGUCAUUUCAAAAGUUACGAUACCAGUACCAACACCAGUUUCCUUAAAGUGAUACCAAUACCAAUAGAAUACUUAAUUCAAUACCCUGGUUUUGUACAUCAUUUAAUUUCCAUCAUGUGAAUGGAAACAUUGAGUUGCGUAAAUGCCAUCAGAUGCCAGAGUUUUGUAGCAUGUCUGCCAUCUCCCUCAAAUACAUCACGCUUGACUUCGCCACAACACAGACUGCUGCUGUGGUGGGCCAAUCACACAUUACAUUAAAUUGAAGACCGCCUGCAGUGAUUGGCUGUGAGCAACACCCUUGUAAAAGUCUUUUUUUUCAUGAUCUGGAUACAAAUAAGAUUGGAUGUUGGUAUCGAUUGACUGGAAAAGUUUUGAUACUAUUUGGUUCUGGGUUAUUCAGUCGAUACUUAAUGGUAUUGACCAUUACCCAGUCCCACCAAUGGACGCAACAAGUACUAGCUAAUCAGAGGGAGAAUAGAGUGUGCCAGGGCUGACGUCAAAAGCCGGAAGUUUAGCAUCACGCUGGUUCCCGGAAGAGAAAGUGAAUGUGAUUUUUGCAUUGCGUUUUGGAUUAUGUCAGAAAAUAAACUCUGUGGCUAACACAAGUUUAUGAUACUUAGAGGUUUUGUUCAACAAGAUAGUCUUCACAUAUGAACACCUUUCAUACCGCAUUUGAAUCUUAAAUGCGAUCACCAGAAGUAAAAAGCUAACGUUAGGCUUUAACGGACUACAUGACUACUCCACGGUCGCAUGACUCUUUACGUCACCGCCACUAAGCUUUCAACUGAUUUCGGCCACUUUAUUUUAAAAACAUUGUAUAAUGGGGAAAUCGGACUGUUUAAACUAAAUAAGAAGCUGUAAUGGCGGACUGCCAGCACUCUCGCCUGUUCAGGGGUGAUGACGCUUAAUGUCCCCGACAGGGUUUGUAGUCGUAUUGAGCAACUUGUUAGCAACUGCCUUUUUUACGACAUGUAAAAGCUUCAAAAUCCACAAGUACGGUAUUUACUGACGUGUUUUAUGUCGUAGAACAAAACCUGAAACUUGCUUAAGCUUUUGUUAACCACAGACCUUAUUUGAGGCAUUUUACCAAAAUCCCAUUCAAAAAACGUAUUGACUUUUAGACGAGAGAACCGGAAGUGCUAAAAGCGCUAACGGAGUUCCGGGUUUACUGGCACACACUAUAGGGUGGGUCGUGCCUUCACCAUCCUGGGGAAGAAACACUGACAUUCAGGGCAGGUUAUGUAGCAAAUCUGGGUUAGAGUCUUGCAUGAUUUUGCAAUUCCCUACGUGAUCUUGCGAUUCUUGGGUGAUCUCGUGAUUAUUUUGUGAUCUUGCGAAUCCAGCUGCCUCACAAGGUAACGUGUUGAGGGCAGGUAUGAAGGAGGAGAGUGAAGCUGUGAAUACAAAAACAUGCAAAAUGGAAAUAACCACCACAUCAUUUCUUAAUUGAGUUUACAGAACAAUCAGCUACUGUAUCAUGAUAUAUAAACUAUUAAAGGGAUAUAAAAUCACAUAUACUGUGGCUCAACCCUAAUAUGGAUGCCCAAAUAUUAAACUUAAAUCAAUACGUCCUUUGACAAACUUUAAUGUCAGCAUCAUAAGAAGUAGUAAUUAAUAAAGUUAUUGUUUCAUUGGAUUUAAUAGAUCUAAAUUAACACCUGCAGACAUUUAGUGAUUGUUAGAGCUUUAAAAAUAGUUAGCAGGUUUUUCUUGGCAACAGCAGCUUCUCUCUCCUCACUCUGCUCCUUUUCCACAACCUAAACCAGAGGCAAUCUGUGAUGGCACACAGAUAUACAGCUUGAUUCUGCUCUUUUGACACUGAGUGGGCAGCUGACUUCAUUGACUGAUAAAAUACUUGUCUUACAUCUGAACCAGCUUCCAAUUAAACUAAUGGUAUUAGUACUGCAGCACCAGACAACCCCCAUCUCAAGAAAAUGAUCGGAGGUAAUGUCAUAGUCAUCUUUUUUAAUCCUCCGCAAUUCCAUUUGUUUAGACUUUUAUAUCACUUUGACAUCAGCGAUUAUGGGGUGGGACAAACACAUAUUUCUUGUUGUCUGUGGCUGUGGGGUAGAGUUUUGCUGAGGGCAAACAAAGAAAGCAGUAAUGAGUGUGUAUGAGAGCAGCCCGGGCGCGGGCACUUCAGCAGCUCAUUUCAAAGGCAAACACUCGUGGCAUUCAAACGACAAAACAGCAGUUCACACUGACAGGUAACAUUUUUUGUUUUUUAGUACGAGUACAUGGUGUGAAUUUAUCAGCCGUGCAGCUUUCUUCUUAGCUCAAUCUGUAGCUGUCAACCCAGCCGUGAUUGGUUGUUUUUGAAGUGAUAUUUUUCCGUGAAGACGUUUAUUUCAUCCUGGGAGUCCUUUUCUUAGCUUUCUAUACAGGAAGUGACACAAUGACAGCUUGAUUAUUACCUUUAUAGAGGGAGGGUGCAUAAGAGCGGAGGUACGAUGCGCUAUAUAGAUUGGGAUCUUUCUUUUGUUCAUUGACCCUUGACAGAAAUAAUUCAAGGGCUGACAGUUUGAUGUGACAAUUAGUUGUUGGUGUAUUUUCUGAAAAACGACUUCCCAUGUAGUUCAUGGAGUUUCAUUAUGAGUUAAGCAUGCUUAAAAGAAACUUUGACUUUCAGAGUUAACUAUAACACCAGUCCUAGUUGAUUUGAUGACACUUGUGGUUACUGUGGUAACAGCAUGUGCAGUGAAAUAACCUUAAUGCUGCAUUGACACUAUGAGUGACAGCAUCAGGCUACAAGUCAUUUUCAGUGGAGCUGGUUACAUGAAGCUACAAACUGAUGCCUGACACUUGUCGCUGUGGACGCCUAUAACACACCCAAUGUGCUACAAAUUAACUGAACUGGUCUUAACUUGUUUCAGCCAAUUUAUUCAACCUUUAUUUAACCAGGAAUAGUCUUAAUGAGAUUCAAAAUCUCUGUUUCAAGGGAAUUAUGACCAAGACAGCAGCAUGAAGAAUUUCACAUAAAAGACCAAAAACACAACAGCAAAAAGUUUAAACCAGUGGUUCCCAGCUGGUCCAGCCAUGAGGUCCAGAUUUCUCCUUAGCUAUUCGUUUAAGGUGCACACUGUGUAAUACAUUCGGCGUCACGCUUGUGAUUGGCCAUGUUGUCGAGCUAGUUUGCUGUCUGUUAUUCACUCACUCUACAGCAGGAAACAGUACUUCAAAAUAAAAGGUCUGUGCUGGAAAUUUGGUUUAAACAACCAGCAUAAAAAUUCAUAAAUAAAAACAACCAACAGACUUAAAACAGAUGCAAUUUACAACAGCCAGUUGAAUGAGCAGUACCCGGACAGAUGCAUUCAGUGGUCAAAAGGUUGUCAAGCCUGUUUUUAAAAUCUCUCCUGCUAGAAUCUAGUUUAAGGUGACUCCAAGAUGAGGGAGCCAAAACUUCAAAAGCACUUUCACCAAAGAUGGUGUGGGUUCGGGGAAUGAUAUAUCGUAAAACGUCAAUUAGUAGCCCAAACUAUUAUUUGCUUAAAUCACUGAAAUCAACAGGCUUAUAUAUGGGACAGGCCUUUAAUCCCUUUUCAACAAAACUUUUGCUCAAUUAAAACGGGAAACACUGUCAAUUUUUUUAUUUAAACCAGUAUAAAUAUCACUUGUCUAAGAAUUCAGCUUUGAAUAACAUAUCAAAUAUGAAUCAUUCAUUUAAUCUAGCUCCAACAAACAACACAUCAGAGAAGGAGAUUUACGGCACCCAGCAUACCGACACCACACCACUUCAUCCUGUUAAAACAAUAUUCAUAACUUUCAUUUUUAUGAAAAACAUAUUCUUUGAUCCAUGGAUCUUUAUGGACGAAAGGAAUAUGAAUUACUAACAGGGUAAUUGAGGAAUGGACACAAAUUCUGACUUUAUGACGGCUUCAGAGAAAAGGAGUCGCUUGUUCUUUCGUCAUGGCGGUGAAUCUCAAUGAAUCACUGUCUUCUCUGGUGCUCAUGACUUCAGUAAAAUGAACUGAAUGAUUGUGUUGUGGAGAAUCUAAUCAAGCUAACAUUGUGUAGCAUCUCCAUACAAACAACAAAAGUUUAUAGAUUUAUAAUUGUACGUGCGAUUUUUAACAGCUAACUAAUGUUAGCUCCAGUGGGUAGCCAACAACCUGUUUUUUUACAUGCAGAGAAAAAUGAACUGCUUGGUAAUCAUACCAGGCCUCUAAUUGAGACAGACAUUUAUUUGUCAAAAUGUGUAGCCACACUGGGCUUGUAAAAAGGACUGGGUGUUUAAUCAGGACUAGGCAUUUUAUUGAAGUUUUACUGUACAUGAGUUGUCCAUGUGACUAAAGGUAGAAGCUACUGAAAAAAACAUAAAUAAGGAAGCAGAUCAUGUAAUACAGAUUUAUAGAGAAAGGUUUACCAGUGUCCCAUUCUACAGUUGUAUGGAGAAGACAAACCAUCUUUCUCGUACAAACUGCAAUGAUGUAUAUGUGUAUCAAUCAGUGACAAAUCGCAGCGUAUGGUCCACGGAAUCUACCGUUUACAGGCAAGAUGUAUUUGCAUGCAUAUAUCAAAUGGCACUAUGAUCAAUUAGUUGACCAAUCAUGUUUUUGUUUCUAGCUGGGGUUCUGUGUUAUUUAGCCGAGUUAGCUGAGGCUAUGUUAGCUUUACUGUAUGUGCGUUGCGAUGCACGCAGUGAUGUAAUGGAGCGGCAAAAUGUGUCAAAAUGAGGCUCAGAAAUUGAUCAAAAACUUAGAUAUUUAACUGACCACAAACAAACUUUAGAUGACAUUUAGUCAAGGUGCUUUAUGGCAAGCAACAGACACACACAAGCCUGCGAUGACAUAACUACGUUAAUGAGCUUCUGAGAAACACUUCAGCAGCGACUUGGUGGUAAUGAAGCAGGUCAGGCUGUUGCGUUGUCGCCUGUAGUGUGAACACAGCAUAAUACUCUCUGGGCAGCUACUGUGUCAGAAAUACAACACAAGGGCAGCUGUUGUGUCUGUUUACAGUGCAACAUGACAAAAUGACAUUACUUUAACAAAGAAAGCUACAAAUCUGCUGUUAAAAAAAGUUGAAAAUGGCCGAUGCGUUGUAUUAGAGAUACAUUAUUAAUAACACAAAAACAUAGCAUUAACUGCUUGACAGUAAAGCCAGGAGUGAACAGUAAACAGUGAGGCUGUUAUCAAUGAGAUAAAAUAA